Debaryomyces hansenii CBS767 is the source of this 951-nucleotide messenger RNA. RefSeq lists its product as uncharacterized. The coding region runs from base 1 to 951 and encodes 316 amino acids. Lineage: Eukaryota; Fungi; Ascomycota; Pichiomycetes; Serinales; Debaryomycetaceae. The record is from RefSeq and is a predicted model, not a curated record. Gene Ontology annotation, cellular component: Golgi membrane. The transcript has a single exon.
AUGAGUAAACGAUUCAAUUUACCGUAUACUACGCAAGAUUUAUUUCCACAGACAUCAAUCCCCUCCACGUCUCUGCGGUUUCCUCAAGGAUCAGUCACAGGAGGAUCGUUUAUAUCCACAUCUUCUUCUACAUUCACGAACAAUACCAAUCAUGAUUACACGGGAGGUAACGUACAAAACUUGAGAAAAAUGUUCAAGCGAUUAUUCAAGCCUACUACGCUUGACUUUGAAACUGCAAUCUGGGAAAUAUUUCACCUAAUAAUUAAUCCUAAAAAGAUGUACAGAUCACACUACUAUUAUAAACCUCUGUCGAAUACGAAAUCGACAUACUCAAGAGAUGAUCCCUCAUUUUUGAUAUUAUUAACGGCAUUUCUUUCUAUAAGUGCAAUUGCAUGGGGUAUGGCUUAUAGUCCUCGCAUAUGGGAUAUUGGUAAAUUGAUAGUAUAUAUGGUGAUCAUCGACUUCUAUCUAAGCGGUAUUGUCAUUGCGACCAUUUCGUGGUUCGUCACUAAUAAAUUAUUCAAUAAUACAUAUGGUAAUAUCGGAGGAGUCGGAAAAUAUAGUGUGAACUAUAUUGAAUGGGGAUUUUGUUUCGAUACUCAUUGCAAUUCAUUCCUAAUUAUCUGGUGUGUGUUGUACGUUUUACAAUUUAUUUUGCUACCAUUAAUCAGAAUAAAGAAGUCGAUUUUCGCCUUGUUAUUGGGUAACUCAUUAUAUUUCGGGGCUAUUGGAUAUUAUUUUGUGAUAACUUUUUAUGGGUUUAAUUCUUUGCCAUUCAUUAAUAACAGCAAUUCAUCCGCCACUAAAGGUGGAGCUAUGAAUAAUCCAGCUAAAUUAUUACAGAUGAUCAUUCUUGCUGGAAUCAUACCCCUACUUGCACUUGGUUGGCUUUUAGCUGUCUGCUUUGGAUUUAAUGUUGCCUACACAAUGGUUGAUACAUAUUUUAAUUAA